AGUACUUAUUGUCUUUGGCCAGAAUUCCCCUGAGAGUGGCAAAGGUCCGGGAUGACGCAAUGAAUGGACACACAGCGAUGCUCCUUUAAAAGCUGAGCGCAGGUGAUGAGAACUCAUCUUGGGCUGGACACAGAGCCUUCAUACUCCUCAGUUUCUACCAUGCCUUAGAGCCCUUGUCUGUCCUGAGAGUCAUGGCAACCUGCUGUACCUCCCUGCCCCUGGGCCUCCUUGUCCUGUCUCUGCUGUGUGUGGCUACUGCUGACGUCCGUGUGUGGGGCAUCCGUGCCUACGGCCUGUACGGCGACCCUUGGGGCCCCCCUGACCCCUACGUCAAAGUGUACUGUGGCCAUGCUUUUGGCGGCAUGACAGAUUUCAGACGGGACAACGCCAACCCCUCCUGGAGCGCUCAGUUCAGCUUCCCCAGCGGAAGACCUGGAGAUGUCCUCAGACUGGAGGUGUGGGAUAAGGACCUGAUGAAUGACGACCAUCUGGGGACCUGCAUUACUACUGUACAACGUGGCAGCCUAUCGCUCUCUUGCUCAAUUGGGAAUGGCAGGCUAGAGUUACGCUACGAGCUGUGAUUGUUGCCAUCUUGCUACAGAUUUAUACAUUCUGUCUAUAAGAGCUAUGGCUCACUGUAGAGGAUGUGUAUACCUGCAGUUUUGGCACAUUUUUUAUGAGAAUUAAAAAAACUUCGACUGCAA
Molecule: messenger RNA, 704 nt
Organism: Clupea harengus (Atlantic herring)
Lineage: Eukaryota; Metazoa; Chordata; Actinopteri; Clupeiformes; Clupeidae
Product: perforin-1-like
Biological process (GO): T cell mediated cytotoxicity; immunological synapse formation; defense response to virus
Cellular component (GO): membrane
Molecular function (GO): wide pore channel activity
Source: RefSeq, a predicted model, not a curated record